Zychaea mexicana is the source of this 925-nucleotide messenger RNA. RefSeq lists its product as uncharacterized. The transcript has a single exon. NCBI's taxonomy places the organism in Eukaryota, Fungi, Mucoromycota, Mucoromycetes, Mucorales, Lichtheimiaceae. The coding region runs from base 328 to 606 and encodes 92 amino acids. The record is from RefSeq and is a predicted model, not a curated record.
CCUUCUUCCAUUCCGCAUGAAAGCUAUAAAAAGCGCGCCGCUUUUGACGGCUUGAUUGAUCUUCACUUCUUUUCUAUUAUCCUCUGCCAGCUUUAGCAAACUCUUUCCAAUUUCACGUCAUCAUCAUGGUUAGUCGCGGAUCGAACGCAGCAGUACAAUGGGUCUACAGUGCCGGAUCAAACUGGACACCCUUGGAUCAAUAUACGCAACAGUCCAUUGAAGCAUUAUGGUCGCAAAACGGUUGCUCCUGGAUCCACAACUGCCCAUCAUUUGGUGGAAAACCAGUCUUUGUCGAUGCAACUGAAUUGACUAUCACGUACAGCGGAUAUGCCUAUACAAUCGCUCGGCGGUACGAAAAGCAGCGAACAUAUCGUUGUUAGGACCCAUCCUUUAUCAUCUACACACACAAUAGCAUACACACUGAACAUCGCGACCAGCAGCAAUUCAACGUACAUCUUGUACACAGCAGCACUUCCAACAUCUUCACGCUUUUCAACUAUGCACACACUCUCUUCCCAAUGUAGUUACACUUCUUUGCUUUUUCGUUCAUCAUCCUUGAAUUACUAUUUCCUACUACGCCUAGUACCUACUUCAUUUACCCUAUGAUCCCUCAUCAUUAUUGUCCUUCUCUAUUUCCUCAUUUACUUGUAUUUCAAUUGUUCUAUGAUAUAUACAAUUCACAUAUAUGCACUUUUGGUUCUUAUUUCCUCCUUUGUUAUUUCGCACCUGAAAGUAGAACCUAUCCAUCACUACAUAAAUAAAACAUCUGGCAUGUUGCAACAUCAUCUACAUAUUAUGUGGCUAUAUACGCAUUGUUUCUGCUGCUAAUGUGCACAGCUAUCAUCAAGGUCUGUGACAAAGCGAGGCUUGACAGGAGGGAAAAGUUAUUCAAUUCAAUUGUUUGGUUGUUGCCAGGAUGUGUAAU